Molecule: messenger RNA, 1218 nt
Organism: Penicillium brasilianum
Lineage: Eukaryota; Fungi; Ascomycota; Eurotiomycetes; Eurotiales; Aspergillaceae
Source: the annotation of a GenBank genome assembly
CCCACUCCGAUCAUCAUCAAAGCCAUUAUGUCUGUUACUGCAACCAUCACCCAGCCCGUGCAGCCUGAUAUCCAAUAUCACCCUGACUUUGAGAAAUAUCAGGCGCGCACCCGCCAUCGCAAGGAGACAGAGUCGCUGCAAACCAGUCUACCCGCAGGAUUCCCUCAGAAGCUGACCUCUCCACUUGUCUGGGAGGGAAAGGACAUUGAACAGACAAGUGACUGGAUCUACAAGUUGAGCGAUGACCAGCUGGACGAGAUUGAUGCAGGACUGAAGAGUUUCAAAGCUCUGAAUGAGCCUUUGGGAUACAUCAACGAGUCGACAUUCCCGCUACCAACCCUCCGACCAGUCCUAAGGGAUCUCUCAAAGGACAUCCAUCACGGCAGGGGGUUCUUCGUUCUCCGAGGACUGCGUAUCGAUGACUACUCGCGGGAGGAUAAUAUAAUUAUCUAUACUGGAGUGUCUUCUCAUAUUGGAAGUAUUCGCGGUCGCCAACGGGAUACGAGAUUGCAAGAUGGGAAGUCUCGGAUGGUCGCGCAUAUUAAAGAUGUCACCAGCACCGUGGAAGCAGAGAAGAUCGGUGCACCCUCGAGUACUGCCGAUAAACAAGUCUUCCAUACCGAUGCUGGAGAUAUCGUCUCUCUUCUUUGUCUGAGCCCAUCGGCCGAAGGAGGCGAGAGCUAUCUUUCAAGCAGCUGGAAUGUAUACAAUAUCCUUGCCAAAGAGAGACCCGACUUGAUCCACACUCUUUCUCAGGACUGGCCGAACGAUGGAUUCGGUAAUCCUCAGAAGCCAUAUACUCUUCGUCCGCUUCUAUAUCACCAACCCGCAACCGAGACUAGCCCCGAACGUGUACUCAUCCAAUAUGCUCGCCGAUUAUUCACGGGCUUUCUCGCCCUGCCUCGUUCCGUAGGUAUACCUCCCAUCAGUGAAGCGCAGGCUGAAGCCCUAGACGCACUGCACUUUUUGGCAGAAAAGCAUCGUGCUUCCCUGGGCUUCCAGAAGGGUGACGUCCAAUAUGUCAAUAAUCUGAGCAUUUUCCAUGCGCGGAACGGCUUCAAGGACCAGCCCGGCAAAGAACGUCAUCUACUUCGCCUGUGGCUUCGAGACCCGGAGAAUGCAUGGCCCACCCCCGAGCGACUUCAGGACCGCUGGGAUACUCUGUAUAAAAAUGUGACGGAGGAGGAGCAGGUAUUCCCUCAGGAGCCAACCUUGUGA